Chlamydomonas reinhardtii is the source of this 4961-nucleotide messenger RNA. RefSeq lists its product as uncharacterized. The record is from RefSeq and is a predicted model, not a curated record. The transcript is spliced from 13 exons. The coding region runs from base 344 to 4738 and encodes 1464 amino acids. NCBI's taxonomy places the organism in Eukaryota, Viridiplantae, Chlorophyta, Chlorophyceae, Chlamydomonadales, Chlamydomonadaceae.
UGUGCGGCAGUAGUGUUGUGCAGUGUGAGCUCUGCAGUGGCACUGCGUGUUACGCAUCAUCUGCACGACACGAUGAGUGCGCGAUGCGGCUUGGGCCUCGCCCCACUGCGCAGACCGUGCCGAAUCAGGCGGGGGAUCGCCCAUGGGCGUUUCUCCUCCACGCGCUUCCCCACUUUGCUGUCAAAAGCAACUUAUUGUAUCACCAAAAACACAAACCGCAUUACCCGAGCACACCAAUGCGCGCUGGUUUAGACUUCUGAACUCGCAGCACUGUCAUACAACACAGUUUUUGUUCGCGCUGAGCAAGUAUUGUAAUAUUUCUAUGCCCCGAUAGGUGAUUGAAAUGGGCGCGGGACUAGCAGGCGGCCGGCGCCAGCCCGCACCAGCCACGCGCGGCGCUGCAGUACUGCCCCCGCUCCCACCCCUGCUUUCGGCGCUGCUCCUGCUCCUCCUCCUUGCACCGCUAGCCUUCUCCAUUGGCACCUCGGGUGCCGACACAGCCACCUCCUCCAACUCCGAAGGGUCCAAACCGGCCCCGGCGCCGCCGCCUGUGUCGCUGCUGCUGCAUCUGACCGACGUGCAUCUGAGUGUCAUGCCGCCGCCCCCUGCCGGCGGUGGCGACCCCACCCGCGGCCCCGAUCUGAUAGUGCUGGCGGAGCAGCUUCUGGCCAGGUGGCCGCUGGCGGGCGCGGUGGUGACGGGCGACCUCACCGAGGCCAAGGACGUGCGGGGGCGGGGGCGGCAGUACCCCGCGGAGUGGGAGGAGUGGCGGGGCCUGUGGCGCGCGCUCAUCGCCCGCGGGGGGCUGCCAGCGGGCAGUGUGUUUGACACGCGUGGCAACCAUGACACAUUCAAUUCAGGCAGCAGGUGUGGGCCCCGCGACUACUUCUGCCGCUACAGCGCGCGCGCCGCAGCAGCUGCUAAAGCAGGCAACGCCAGCGGCGCCGCGGCGGUGGGGCCGGCGGGGCGCGUGUUCAUUGACUUUGUGUUUGACCCUGCGCCGGCGCGUCGUGCGGCCGGUGAUGACGUGGAUGCAUCUGCCAGCGGUGACGACACCAGCAGUGCCAGCACCAGCGGCGGAGGUGCCAGCGUUAGCGGCGGCGUUAGCGGCGGCGGCGUUAGCGGCGGCGGCGGCUGCCCUGCGGCUGUGCUCGUGGGUGUGGAUGCGUCUCUGGACCCUGGACUGAGAGGCCCCACCAACUUCUUAGGCGUCAUCCAUCCCGAGGUCCUGGACGAGCUGGACGUGCGGUUAACCGCAACUACCACCCAACUGUCGGCAGUUACGGUUGGUCAAACCGCUAACGGCGGCGCCGGCGGCUCCCCCUGCUCGCCGCCGUACAUCGCGUACGGGCACUACCCGCUUUCGACCGUCGGCUACCCAUUGAGCCUUUGGCCUUCCCGGCGCCGGCGGCAGCAGGAGGGGGGCGGCAGUCCAAAGGUCGGGUGGGGUGGCGGCUGCUGCGGCAACGUGCAGGAGGUACUGCUGAAGCACGGAGUCAGCGCCUACCUGUCAGGCCACCUCCACGGCGCAUUCGGCCGCCGCCUGCACCGCCUGCACGCCGCCCCCUCCUGCGAUGGCAGCAGCGGCAGUAGCAGCGGCAGCAGAAGCGGCAGUAGCAGUCGGGGCUCCGCCUGUCACAUGCUGGAGCUGGAGAGUGUGGACUGGAAGUACGGCAGGACUGUGCGGCUGCUGACGUUGGACCGGGCGGCGGCGGGCGCGGUGGCAUCGGGCUCUGGCUCCGGCGGCGCUGUGGGGUUCGCCGACUUCGUCUACCACCCACCCCGUGCCAUACCCCACACGCCUCCCACCCCUCCUUCUGCUCCCCCUCCCCCUCCGGCCCCCCUGGAGCCCUUCGACGGCACGCGCAUCGUCGGCUCCCACCUGCUACUGCUGACCUGUCCCCCGGACGCGCGCUACAGCCCCCAGCUGUGGCCCGCGGCGGCUGUAGCAGCGGCCGGCAGGCCGGGAGCGGCUGUAGCGGCUGGCGUGUUGGGCGGGCGGGGCGAUCGCGAGGCUGUAGCAGCAGGCUCUGUUGGGGCUCAGGAGGCAGUCAAGGCUGGCGAGCUGACGGCGGCGGCGGCGGCGCCGCCUCGUGCUGCGGCUGUUGCCGGCGGCGGCGCAUCGGCGUCACUUGUGCGUGUGCUGGUGCUGCGCGUGGGCCAGGGCGCGGCCGCCCGCCCCGGCGCCCCCGUGUACCUGCGCUGGAGCUGCGUGGUGACCGGCGAGGCGGCGGAGCGAUUCCGGUCACAGGCACCGGCAGUAGCAGCAGCGGGGGCGGAGGCGGCAGUAGCAGGAGACAGCAGCGGCAGUGGCAGUAGCAGCGGCCGUAGGAACCCGAUGUCACACCGCCGCCGGCUGUCGGGGCGACUGCAGAUGGCACUGGAGUCGCUGACGGCUUCACACAGCACGUACAUCGUGGAUUUGCUGAGCGAGGACAGGAAAGGCCCCGGCGGCCCUUCAGCGUCCUCGCCGCCGCCGCCGCCGCACACCGGCCCCGUCGUGCCGCACCCCCGGGACUGCCCGGCCGGCACCAUCACCAUCCAGGCCCACACUGGUACCGGCAGUAGCAGCCGAAUCGACAUCGGCAGCAGUAGCAGCAACGGCAGUAGCACCGGUAGCAUCGGCGGCGGCGGCGGUGCUGCCGGUGCUACUGCCGGUGCUACUGCCAUCGCCGAGGAGCCCUUCGCCUCCUCUGAGGAGCGCCCCAUUCACUGGCAGCCGCCGCUACAGCCGCCGGCUCAAGCUUCCGUGACACACCACCGCCAGCUGCUACAGCCUCAACAACAGCAGCAGCAGCAACAGCAGCAGCAGCAGCAGGAACUGGUGCUACAGCCGGCGCCGCUGCCUGUCACCACCCUGGAGUGGCUGGUGCUGGGGGUGCAAUGGCAUGGGCUGGGGGUGGCGGCGAUGUUCGCGCAGUGGGCUCUGCUGAUGAAGCUGCUCACGGCGCCGGGCUUAGCAGCUCUGGCACUGGCGGGGCGACUGCCCUGGCAGCAGCAGCAGCAGCAGCAGCAGCAGCAGCAGCAGCAGCAGCAGCAGCAGCAGCAGCAGCAGCACGGCUCCGGCGGCAGUAGCAGUAGCAACGGCGGCAGUAGCGGAGUUGGGAGUUGGCGGCGGCGGCUGCAGCAGGGCUGGCGGCACCUGUGCGGUGUUGGUGUUGGUGUCGGCGGCGGCGGCUACGAGCAACUUGCCACGGAGGGGGGCUCCCGACACCACCAGGCUCCAGGGGCCGGAGCCGGCGGUGACGCUACUGCCGGGGCAGCAGGGGCGGCAGUAGCAGCGGCGGGUGUGAGGGAUGCGGGGCGGGCGCAGGACCUGGCGGGCGUGUGUGUCUUGAACACGUCAGCUAGCUACAGCGCUCUGCCGGGCGCGGCUGUAGCAGCAGCUGGGGGCGGCGGCGCCGCCGCAGGGGGCGCAGGAGGCGGCGGCGCGCUCGGGGUCGCGACGGGCGCGAUCAAGCGGAGUAGCAGCGGCAGCAGCGGCAGUAGCACAGCCGCCGGAGGUGGCGCCGGAGGUGGCGGCUGUAGCAGCAGCACUGGCUGGGCCCCUGUGGGCGGCUCGCCACUGCGGCGGGGCGGCGGCGAGGCACGUGCAGGAGCACACAUGGCAGUAGCAGCGGCUGGGGCGGCUGGGGAAGCUGCGGCUGUAGCAGAACCGGGCGCGGUGAAAGGCGGCGGCGGCGGCGGCAGUAGCAGCGGCGGCCGCCACGGCGCUCGCGCGCCGCUGGCGAGUGUGCCGGGCCGGCGGCAGGGCUGCUGGCGGCGGCUGCGGUCGACGGCUGUAGCAGUCGUCAGCUUCCUGUGCCGCUGCUGGCCGCUGCGGGAGGUGGCGGCUGUAGCAACACACCACACGGUGGCGUGGCUGGUGCUGGUGGGCUUUGCGGCCUAUCUAGGGUUUGGCCCAUGGUUCUUCGGGCAGUUCGUGUUCCCAGAGGAGGAAGAUGGCGGCGGCGGCGGCGGAGGAGGAGGAGGAGGAGGAGCAAGCGACGGCGGGGGAGCCGGAGGCCAAGGGUCGGGUGGCUGGGGCGGCUGGGGUUUCGUGGCGGCGCAUGGCGUGUAUAUGUGGCCUCUCGCGGUCAUCAACGGCUCCGGAAGUAGCAGCGGUGGCAGCGGCGGUAGCAGCAGCGGUGGCAGUAGCAGCGGUGGCAGUAGCAGCAGUAGCCGGCCGUCUGGUGGUGGUCUGGUGGCGGCGCCGUCUCUGGACCACGCCAUUAUCGCCAAUGCGCUGUUCCUGUUGGGCGUCUGGCCUGUCGUACUCCUAGCGGCUUCGGUGGCGGGCCGCUGGCGGCGCCUGGCUGCCGCGUACGAGCAGGAAGAGGCGGCGGCGGCGGCGGCGGCGGCGGGGGGUAGAGGCGUCCGGGGAGGCGGGAGCGGAGGUGCUGGUGCGGGGGCCGCCGGUGCUGGCGCAAGCGAGCGGCUGGGGAGGCGGCACCCGCUGCGGUCCGCGUGGGCGCUGCUGUCGGUGCCGCAGGCUGUGGCGCUGGCGCUAGUGGCGGCGGUGAAUGCGGCGCUAGGGUACAAGGUGUGGAGCGGACUGGGGUGGCCAGGGCUGGCGGCGCCCUCGCCGGCACUGGGGUGGCUGCUGCCUGCGGCGGGGCUGUGGCUGGCGUGGGUGUGGCGGCGGGAGGUGGGCGGCGGGGGGCGGGGGGCGGCGGCGCGGCAGGCGGCGGCGGCGGUGCGGCAGGCGGCGGCGGCGGCGCAGGCGGGUGCGGCUGCGGGGGGAGGACACGUCGCUUAGGAGGAGGCAGGCGGGGGAUGGAGGUGUUGGGACUUGGGGCGAUGAGCUCGUGGUACCGAAUGUGGCAGCGCGGGAGUGAUGUGCAUUUGCGAAUGCGGCGUGCGGAUGCCUCAAAGCUGAACUGCUCAAUGAAUGGACGACUGCUCGACGAUAGACACUGUGCGAGACUGCGAGUACUGUUUUCAGUGCUUUGACUGGCGUACUGGCCAACUGCUAAUGUUCG